Messenger RNA from Knipowitschia caucasica, 1143 nucleotides. NCBI's taxonomy places the organism in Eukaryota, Metazoa, Chordata, Actinopteri, Gobiiformes, Gobiidae. The record is from the annotation of a GenBank genome assembly.
AUGGAGGCCUCUUUGACUGCUCGGGACCGGGUUGGGAUCCAGGACUUUGUCUUGCUGGACGCCUACACCAGUGAGACGGCCUUCUUGGACAACCUUCGGAAACGCUUCCACGAAAACCUCAUCUAUACAUACAUCGGGACUCUUCUGGUCUCUGUGAAUCCUUACAAAGAGCUGGAUGUGUUCGGUCAGAAGCAGAUGGACAUCUACAUGGGAGUGAACUUCUUUGAGCUCCCGCCGCAUAUUUAUGCCCUGGCAGAUAACGCCUUCCGUACGAUGCUCUCUGAGUUCAAUAAUCACUUCAUCCUGAUUUCUGGAGAAAGUGGAUCUGGAAAAACCGAAGCGUCAAAGAAGAUCCUUCAGUUCUACGCCGUGAGCUGCCCCAGCACCGCACUGCUCUGCAACAUCAGGGACCGCCUUCUUCUGUCCAACCCGGUGCUGGAGGCUUUUGGAAAUGCAAAAACACUGAAGAAUGACAACUCAAGCCGCUUUGGGAAGUACAUGGAUAUACAGUUCGAUCACCAGGGGCGGGCUGUGGGGGGUCACAUCCUCAGUUACCUUCUGGAAAAGUCACGUGUGGUUCAUCAGAAUCACGGAGAGAGAAACUUCCACAUCUUCUACCAACUGGUGCAGGGCGGAGAGGAGGAGCUGCUGCGGUGGCUGGGGCUGGAGAGGGACUGCCAGGCCUACGCUUACCUCAUGCAGGGAAACUGUCCCAGAGUCAGCUCCAUCAACGACAAAAGCGACUGGAGAACGGUCCGCAACGCUCUGUCUGUGAUCGAGUUCAGCGACAAUGACAUCGAGAACCUGUUUGCGAUCAUUGCCAGUGUUCUGCAUUUGGGGAACAUUACAUUUGAAGCUGGUCCUCAGGGAUACGCCGCUCUGAACAACUGUCAGCAGAUCCACUGGGUCUCCAAGCUGCUCGGAGUCCCAGCUCCUGUGCUUCAACACGGACUGACACACAAGAAGAUCCAGACCAAGACUGAGGAGGUGCACAGUCCCUUCUCAGUGGAACAUGCAGUCUUCGCUCGAGACGCUCUCUCCAAAGCUGUGUACGGACGCACCUUUAACUGGGUUGUCAACAAGGUCAACGAGUCGCUAGCAAACAAGGUACCAGUCGUUAGCAAACAAGGUACGAGUCACUAG